Messenger RNA from Molossus molossus (Pallas's mastiff bat), 1112 nucleotides. RefSeq names its product tetraspanin 17 (gene TSPAN17). The transcript has 9 exons. Bases 135 to 962 code for a protein of 275 amino acids. NCBI's taxonomy places the organism in Eukaryota, Metazoa, Chordata, Mammalia, Chiroptera, Molossidae. Gene Ontology annotation, cellular component: membrane. Gene Ontology annotation, biological process: protein localization to plasma membrane; protein maturation; regulation of vascular endothelial growth factor signaling pathway. The record is from RefSeq and is a predicted model, not a curated record.
CUCCGGGUGGCCUUGGCCAUGAAGCCGCAGCCGCCGGGCUAGGCCCCGGGUGGCUCUAGCCCAGGGCUGCCCGCGGAGGGCUGGGCCCGGCCGGCUCGGGCUCCGGUCACCCGGCCAGCGGGCGGCCGCCCACCAUGCCCGGCAAGCACCAGCACUUCCAGGAACCCGAAGUCGGCUGCUGCGGGAAAUACUUCCUGUUCGGCUUCAACAUUGUCUUCUGGGUGUUAGGAGCCUUGUUCCUGGCCAUCGGCCUCUGGGCCUGGGGUGAGAAGGGCGUUCUCUCCAACAUCUCAGCGCUGACAGAUCUGGGAGGCCUUGAUCCCGUGUGGCUGUUUGUAGUGGUUGGAGGCAUCAUGUCAGUGCUGGGUUUUGCUGGCUGCAUCGGGGCCCUCCGGGAGAACACCUUCCUGCUCAAGUUUUUCUCAGUGUUCCUCGGCCUCAUCUUCUUCCUGGAGCUCGCGACAGGGAUCCUGGUCUUCGUCUUCAAGGACUGGAUACGAGACCAGCUCAACCUCUUCAUCAACAACAACGUCAAGGCCUAUCGGGAUGACAUUGACCUCCAGAACCUCAUUGACUUUGCUCAGGAAUAUUGGUCUUGCUGUGGAGCCCGAGGGCCCAACGACUGGAACCUCAAUAUCUAUUUCAACUGCACUGACUUGAACCCGAGCCGGGAGCGCUGCGGGGUGCCCUUCUCCUGCUGCGUUAGGGACCCUGCGGAAGAUGUUCUCAACACCCAGUGUGGCUAUGAUGUCCGGCUCAAACUGGAGCUGGAGCAGCAGGGCUCCAUCCACACUAAAGGCUGUGUGGGCCAGUUUGAGAAGUGGCUGCAGGACAACCUGAUCGUCGUGGCCGGGGUCUUUGUGGGCAUCGCCCUCCUCCAGAUCUUUGGCAUCUGCCUGGCCCAGAACCUCGUAAGCGACAUCAGGGCAGUGAAGGCCAACUGCUUCAGAGCUCUCUACUAGCUGUGACCUUGACCGUUCCAGGAUCCCACUUCAGCCUCAGUGUCUCAGACUCGAAAAUGAGUCCAAGAAUUUUCUCUCCCUUGCUUGCCUCUCAGGAUCAAACAUGAUGAUGGCUACAAACUACUCAAAUAAACAAAACCUUGAAAACCA